Messenger RNA from Rosa rugosa (rugosa rose), 1235 nucleotides. RefSeq names its product DNA-dependent metalloprotease WSS1-like. Bases 86 to 1075 code for a protein of 329 amino acids. The record is from RefSeq and is a predicted model, not a curated record. NCBI's taxonomy places the organism in Eukaryota, Viridiplantae, Streptophyta, Magnoliopsida, Rosales, Rosaceae. The transcript has 5 exons.
CACAUUCUCCUGGGUUUUUAGUCUCAAUAUUCUCAAUUGGGUUUCAAAGGCUUUAAACAGUGAGCACAAGGACCUCAGAGUCCAUAUGGAUCUCAAUGAUCUUAACAAGGUUUGGGAAAUCAAACCACUUAAGAAAAUUGGAGAAGAGGAUGCAAGAAAAAUCCUUGAGAGAGUUGCAAAGCAAGUGCAGCCUAUAAUGCGCAAGCGUAAAUGGAAAGUCCGAAUCCUUUCUGAAUUCAGUCCUGCCAACCCGGCUCUUCAGGGGCUCAAUAUAGGAGGAGGUGAUGAAGUUAAGCUCAGACUGCGAAGGCCAAACAACGAAUGGGAUUUCUAUCCGUAUGAACAGAUCCUUGAUACAAUGCUGCACGAGCUCUGCCACAACGAGCAUGGUCCUCAUAAUGCCGACUUUUACAACCUUUUGGACGAGAUCAGACGGGAAUGUGAGGAACUGAUGGGUAAAGGGAUUACCGGCACUGGACAAGGAUUUGAUCUUCCUGGGAGACGUUUGGGUGGUUUCUCACGUCAACCCCCUCCAUCAUCUCUACGCCAGACUGCCUUGGCUGCUGCUGAAAGCAGAGCACGUCGUGGAGCUCUAUUGCCGUCAGGACCUAAGCGUUUAGGUGGGGAUAGCAACAUUAAGGCUGCUUUGAGCCCAAUACAAGCUGCUGCUAUGGCUGCAGAAAGGAGACUACAUGAUGAUCUAUGGUGUGGGUCAAAGUCUUUAGAGGGUGACACUAAUGUCCAGGGUCAUGUCGGAACUUCUCAAAAGCCACAAGCUUUCACAGUUACUGAUGGAAGAUCUACCCAAACUUCUACUCAACCAAAGCCAGGUCCGGAAAAAGUAGAUGAUCAAUCGAAGUGGCAAUGUAGUACGUGCACUUUACUAAAUGAGGAAUUGGCAUUGACAUGUGCAGCCUGCGCGACUUUAAAAGAUAACACCAAGUUUAAGGUUUGGUCUUGCAAAUUUUGUACAUUAGAAAACAGAGUUGGGGUAGAAAGAUGCUUAGCUUGUGGAGAAUGGAGAUACUCAUAUGGUCCUCCUGUCUCCAAUCGCGGACCUUAUGUUGGCACCUGAGAAAGAGUGGAAUUCAGAGUCUGCUCACAAUUGAUGCAGUCUUCAUAUAGAACAAUCUUAUAAAUAUACUUCAUUUAUCACACAGCACAUAAACUGUAAAGUCAGGAUAUCCAUUUUGAUUGUACAUACCUACAUAAAUUUAAAGUCCUUUUGAACCCCA